Molecule: messenger RNA, 2820 nt
Organism: Theobroma cacao (cacao)
Lineage: Eukaryota; Viridiplantae; Streptophyta; Magnoliopsida; Malvales; Malvaceae
Product: G-type lectin S-receptor-like serine/threonine-protein kinase At4g27290
Biological process (GO): protein phosphorylation; recognition of pollen
Molecular function (GO): protein serine/threonine kinase activity; ATP binding
Source: RefSeq, a predicted model, not a curated record
AGUUUUAUUUAAAUCACAUUUGAAUCAAUUCUCUUGAUCCAGUACAAUUUUGCUCACACCCUACUUGCAUGCACCUCCAUGCAAGUGAACUGUUAUGAGCUUUGAGAUUCUUUUCUUUUAUAAUGCUUCAAUGUGAAAAGCUCUAGCAGUGAGUUGUGAAAGCUUGGGAAGCGAUGGACAUUUUAUCUUUCAUUUCGAUCAAAAUUACGUUGCUCAGUUUCUUCACCAGAUUCUCUGUUGGAAUCGACAGCUUUACCUCCUCAGAGUCUUUAAGUGAUGGCAGGACCUUGGUUUCCAGAGAUGGAAUCUUUGAACUGGGUUUCUUCAGACCUGGAAGCUCCAUGAAUCGUUACUUGGGAGUAUGGUACAAGAAAAUCCCUGUCCGAACUGUUGUUUGGGUUGCAAACCGGCGCAACCCAAUCAAUGACUCAUAUGGUAUGCUGUUGUUCAACAGCAAAGGCAAUCUUAUGCUGUUCAGUCGAAGCAACGGUGUUGUUUGGUCCACAAACUCAACAAAGAUAGCUCGAAAGCCAAUAGUACAGCUCUUGGAUUCUGGAAAUCUUGUCAUAAGAGAUGAAAGUGGUGAUGGUAAUUCAGAAAGAACUCUUUCGUGGCAAAGCUUUGACUAUCCAACUGAUACUAUUCUACCAGGGAUGAAGUUGGGAUGGGACUUGAGAACUGGUCUUGAUCGCCGUUUGACAGCAUGGAAGAGCUCUGAUGAUCCAUCUCCUGGAGACUUCACUGUUGGCGUCGAGCUAAAUAAUUACCCUGAUUUUGGUUCAUGGAAGGGUACAAAGAAAUACUAUCGGACAGGCCCCUGGAAUGGCCUCGGAUACAGUGGUACACCCUUGCUAAGGCCUAGUCUUCUUUUUCAGUUCGAAUUUGUAUGGAAUAAUGACGAGGUGUACUUCGGAUUUCACCUCGGCAAUCAAUCAGCUAUCAUGAGGUAUGUUUUGAACCAAACCGUCUAUCAGGGCCAGGGCUACUUUUGGAUUGAAGGAAGUAGAAGUUGGAUGCUUUCUACUUUUCCACCGACGGAUUUCUGUGACAACUUUGGACUCUGUGGUGCAUAUGGGAUUUGUGACAGUGCUGAAGCGCUACCUUGUCAGUGUUUGAAAGGAUUCAAGCAUAAAGCUUCACGGUAUUGGGACUCCAUCAACUGGUCUCAAGGAUGUGUGCGCAAUAAGCCAUUAGACUGCCAGAAGGGAGAUGCAUUUAUCAAAUUUGGUCGAUUGAAACUGCCAGAUACAGAACAUUCUUGGGUAGACAAAAGCAUAGGUCUCAAAGAAUGCAGGGCUAAAUGUUUACAGAACUGUUCUUGUAUGGCCUACACAAACACAGAUAUAAGAGGACAAGGAAGUGGCUGUGCCAUUUGGUUUGGAGAUCUGAUUGAUAUCAAACAGUUUCAAGAUGGUGGGCAAGAACUAUACAUUCGAAUGUCUACUUCUGAAGCAGAGCCAAAAGGUCAGGUUAAAAUGAAGCAAGCAGUCAUACCUCCAACUGUCAUUUUCUUAAUUGUUGGUUUGCUUCUUGUUUGCUAUUACUUUCACAGAAGCCGUACAAGAAUGCAAGGGGAAAAUGAAAAUCAUGGUGUAAAUAGCAGGAGCAAUGCAGGGCAAAAGGAAGAUAUAGAACUUGAAUUAUUCGACCUAGCUGUGUUAGCUAAAGCCACCAAUGGCUUCUCAUCUGACAACAAGCUGGGAGAAGGUGGUUUUGGGCCUGUUUACAAGGGUACUAUGGAAGAUGGACAACAAAUUGCUGUGAAGAGGCUCUCAAUACGCUCAAGACAAGGAUCAGAUGAGUUCAAAAAUGAAGUAGCACUGAUCGCCAAACUUCAACAUCGGAAUCUUGUAAAGCUUCUUGGAUGCUGCAUCCAAGGAGAGGAGAAAAUGCUGGUGUAUGAAUUUAUGCCGAACAAAAGUCUGAAUUUCUUCAUUUUCGACAGAGCAAGACAUGAGCUACUAGAUUGGCCAAAGCGUUUUCAUAUUAUCAAUGGAGUUGCUCGGGGGCUUGUCUAUCUGCAUCAAGAUUCCAGAUUGAGGAUCAUACACAGAGAUCUUAAAACUAGUAAUAUUCUUCUUGAUAGUGAGAUGAAUCCAAAAAUUUCAGACUUUGGCUUGGCUAAAACUUUUGGAGGAGACCAGACAGAGGGGAAUACAAAUAGAGUGGUUGGAACUUAUGGUUAUAUGGCACCAGAAUACGCUAUCGAUGGGCAAUUCUCAGUAAAAUCAGACGUUUUCAGCUUCGGGGUACUGGUGCUGGAGAUUAUAAGUGGCAAGAAAAAUAAAGGGUUUUACAAUCCAAGCCAUGACCUCAACCUGAUUGGACAUGCUUGGGCACUGUGGAAGAAAGAAAAGCCAAAAGAACUGAUUGAUUCGUUUUUACAAGAGUCAUGCUCUCUGUCCGAAGUGGUGAGGUGCAUCCACAUUGCUCUCUUAUGUGUGCAACAACGUCCUGAUGAUAGACCCAGCAUGUCAUCCGCGGUUCUUAUGCUGGGUAGUGAGAUUGCCCUGGUAGAACCCAAGGAACCCAGUAUCCUGAUGGACAAUAAGUCACUAGAAACAGAUUCUUCUUCAAGCAAUAGUAAAUUGUCAAAUAAUGAUGUUACUAUCUCAACUUUGGAUGGUCGAUAGAGAAAUAUUUAGCUAUAGGUCUUACUCUGUCAUUGUCUUAGCAAAUGUUUGCUCAUCAUGCAGUUUGUACAUUACAUUUCUACAUCCAUGUGUGCGAUAUGAAAGGAUUGGUUGCUCUAUUUCUCAUGUUAAAUUCAGAAGACAGAUCUUGUAGAAAGAUUCCUGAAGAAAAUUUCUGUAUUUUGAA